Drosophila guanche is the source of this 3774-nucleotide messenger RNA. Its product is annotated as defective chorion-1 protein, FC125 isoform. Gene Ontology annotation, molecular function: structural constituent of egg chorion. Lineage: Eukaryota; Metazoa; Arthropoda; Insecta; Diptera; Drosophilidae. The coding region runs from base 86 to 3751 and encodes 1221 amino acids. Gene Ontology annotation, biological process: chorion-containing eggshell formation. Gene Ontology annotation, cellular component: egg chorion; extracellular region. The record is from RefSeq and is a predicted model, not a curated record. The transcript has 5 exons.
GUCGUGAGAGCUGCAGCAGUCAGUCGGCGAACGAGCUCCGGCGUAUAUCGAUCGAUCUUCAUUCCAAGAGCGAUACUUGUCCGAAAUGAGAUUGCAGUGCCUGUUGUUACUGGCGCCAUGCCUGGCGCUGGUGGUCCUUGGCCAGGAGACGGCCCCACAAGCCACAGUCACGACGGGGGAUGCUGGCGAGCAGGAAAACCCCAACAAUGGCACCGCCGACACCAAGCCACGAAUGCCCACUGAGGAAACGAUCCUUGGCCAGAUGCCGCCCAUCACACCCUUGCGCAGCGGCGUGCCCUCCCUAGAUGCUUUCUACAUGCUCUUCCCCGCACUGGGCAGCCUUUUGCGGUGGGGAGCACUCUUUCCGGCACCCACGAUCCUCGGCGCCGUGCCCGAUUCUCUCCAGCCCACGGCGGCGGCCUCAAAGGUGGUCCUAGUGCUGGCGGAUGAUCCCACGGCCAAGACGCGUGUUCCCCGCCAGGAUGCCCCACCACCAACGAACCCGUUCGGCCAGUUCCUCGCCCAAAUGCCCAACGCAAACUUUGCCCAAGGCUUGAUGAAUCCCGCAAACUUCAAUCCGGAUAACUUUAACCUCGGACAGAUGGCCCCCAAUGUAGGCCAGGCACUUACCAACAUGCAGCUGCCACCGAUGCCAACAAUGCCGCAAUUCGGUUUCGAGAACAUCCUGGGUGCCGCUCCUCCACCGCCGCCCGCUGCUCUGCCGCCAGCACCAGCAGAGCCUGCCCCUCCAGCAGACAAGCCAGCCGAUGAACCAAAUGCCCCGGUGGCAGCUCCGAAUCCCUUUGCGUUCCUCAACCCCAGCAACUUUGAUAUGAACCAAAUGUUGGGUCAGGCUCAACAGAGUCUGCCCCAGAUGCCCAGCGGCGUGGAUUUCUUCAGCAAUCUGCGACAGAUGUGGCCGGGAGCACCGCCCGCCAGUCCUGCGCCCGGCUCUGAGGGCCAGGCCUCAGACAUAUCCGAGAUUCGUGUGAGGCCCGAGGAGGCCGCCUACUCGCAAGAGAACAAUCUGGAUGAGAAGGAGCGUGUGCCGCUGCUCUGGUUUCGCAUGCCCAUGAACCGUCAAGGCGAUGAGGGAGAGUCCAAGCCGCUUGAGGAUCUGCGCGUUGAGGCAAAGCUGAGAGCGUUCGAGCGCCAAGUGAUUGCUGAGCUCAAAAUGCUGCAGCAGAUUGAGCGCGUGGCCAGGGAGAUGCGCUCAAGCGCCGCCUCCAGCAGGGGCAGCAGCACAAGCGGCUCCCCCUUCAAGAUCAGCUAUCCCCUGAGUCGCACUCCCGUUCACAAGAUCACACGAGCAGACAUUGAGCAGGCGCUGCGCGACGACUACGUCCGUCGUCUGCUGCACAAGGAGGCGCAGCGGAAGUCGCGAGCCAAUCAUGCCGCCUUCAAGCGCCAGACCAUGCCCGCGGAUGCGUCCAUGUCCAAGGAGGAUAUUGUGAAGAUCAUGGCCUAUGCCUAUCGCAUGGCAACAGAGCAGCAAACGGCAGAGAAAAACAAAGAGGACAAGAUCUAUGCUGCCUACCGCGCAACUGGAGAUAAGCCACAACAGCAGGAGCGACAGAUGCAGCAGCAACCAAUGAUGAUGCAGCAGCAGCCCAUGCCUCAGAUGCAACAGAGGCAGUGGGAAGCCGAGAAACAGGAGGCUAAAAUGCAACAGAAUCCCAUGAUGAUGAUGCAGCAGGAGCAGCAGAGGCAAUGGGAAGCCGAGCAAAACGAAGCGAAAAUGCAACAGCAGAGACAGAUGAUGGCGGAACAGCGGCCCAUGAUGAUCCAGCAGCAGCAGAGGCAGUGGGAAGCCGAGCAAAAAGAGGCCAAAAUUCAGCAGAUUCCCAUGAUGAUGCAGCAGAGGCAGUGGGAAGCCGUGCAAAAAGAGGCCAAAAUUCAGCAGAAUCCCAUGAUGAUGCAGCAGAGGCAGUGGGAAGUGGAGCAACAGCAGCAGCGACAAAUGAUGGCGGAGCAUGCGCAAAUGCAACAGCAGCCCAUGAUGCACAUGCAGCAGCGAAUGGAGCAGCAGCAGCAGCAGCAGCACCAACCGAUGAUGCAAGAACCCAUGCGAAUCGAGCAGCAGCCCAUGAUGAUGCAGCAGCGACAGAUGGCAAUGGAGCCGCCACAAAUGCAACAGAAUCCCAUGAUGCAAAUGCAGCAAAGGCAGUGGGAAGCGGAGCAAAAAGAGGCCAAACUGCAGCAGCAAAGACAGUGGGAGGCUGAGCAAAAUGAUGCCAAAAUGCAGCAGAAUCCUAUGAUGAUCCAGCAGCAGCAAAACGAGGCCAAAAUGCAGCAGCAGCAAAGGCAGUGGGAAGCGGAGAAACAGGAGGCCAAAAUCCAACAGAAUCCCAUGAUGAUGCAGCAGCAGAGGCAGUGGGAAGCGGAGAAGCAAGAGGCCAAAAUCCAACAGAACCCAAUGAUGAUGCAGCAGCAAAGACAAAUGACAAUGGAUCCCAUGCAAAUGCAGCAGCUGGACUCAGCCCGUCAAUGGGGUGAGCCCCAAGGUGACGCAGGAGAAGAGGGUGAAGCGAUGCUGGGCGAGGCAGAGCCACAGAUGCCGGAGGUACCUGGUCAGGCACGCCACAAAGUCGACAUGCUGGGCCUGGGUGGCAACAAGCGCAAGAAGUCCAAGCAUGGCCAGGGAUCGCCCACAGUGAUCAACUACUAUGCCGUGCAGCAGCAGCAGCAACGGCCACAGCCCAGCUAUGGCACUAGCUACGGUGGCGGCGGCUACGGAUCGAAUGCUUACGGAGGCGGUGGCUAUUCAAGCGGCGGCUACUCCAGCGGAGGGUACUCCAGCGGAGGUCAUUCGAGCGGAGGGUACUCCAGCGGCGGACAUUCGAGCGGAGGGUACUCUAGCGGCGGCUAUCGGGCUGCCCUGGGCAAUGAGGAGGUCGACGAGAUGCUGCGACAGCAUCAGACAAUGGCGAGGACAAUAAAUCCCGGCAAUCCCAACGGAGUGCAGCAGCAGGAGCAGGAGGAGCGAAGUAUUAACCAGACGACCCCACAAUUGACGCCAACACAGCGACUACACAAAAGUCAAUCAUCAGCAUCAACCGCAUCUGAAUCAGAGUCAGAGACUGAGUCAGAGUCCGAUCCAGUUUUGGGCUCAAAAUACAGUUUCAAAGAGGGGAUAUUGCAGCCGUAUAUGGGCCUGCUGCCAAUAUCUCAUCCCGAUGAUCCCUGGACCCACAAAGCGUACGAUCCCCACCAUGCUUUGUACACUGGAGGCGGCAGCUAUGCGGCAUACCUUAAGGAUAACGAUGGACGGCGUCGCCGGGAUACGCACAUCAUGCCACAGCUAGCGCAUCAGCGAAGUCUACUCACACCCGAUAUGCUGGAGCGUUUGUUGCGCAUCAAAAUCGAGUUCCAGCGACGCUUUCCACAUCUCUACAAGACCAUGCUCAGUCACCAUACCAACCAGACACGCGUAGAGGUCCAGCCACCGGUGCUGGGCAGGAAGACAGCAGUCUUAAAGGAAGCCAAGCCCAAGUAUGCGUCGGACGAGGGGCCCGUCUAUGAGCUGGGCGCCGCCGAGCGUGGACUCUUUGAGGAGGAGGAGGAGGAUCAAGCGGAGGCAGCGGCAGACCCAGAACCGAAUCUAGAUAUAAAGGAGAGCCAAGAGUCGAGCAACAACAACAACGAUGAUGAGGGCAUGGACACCUCUGGCAGAAAGGAACAGGAUGACAAUGAACUCGAUUACUUUAACUUCGAUGAUGAUGAUGAUGAUACGGAUAAUAUUGAUGAUUAGACUUUUGCUAUUUCAAAAUAAAA